AUGUCCGUCCUCCGCCAUGGAGGUUCUUACCUCCAAAGACGCCUCACUAAGAUGUAUACCGACACAAAGACUUCCUGUGAGAGCGUCACUACUGCCUCCAAGGCGAAUGACGAUCCCGAACUGGUGGCGCUGCAUCGCAAUUACCGGACCCAAAAAGAUAGGCUCCUCGCCUGGGGUCUAGAUUGGAGCGAUUCCAAUGCCGCGCAGCCGAACGAUAUCGAUGAAUCGCUUACGGAAGCGGGCUUCAGUGAUGUAGUUGCCAGCGUCAUGUCCUCCAUCCAGAAAAUUCUGAACGAAGCAGAGCGUCUGCAGCGCGUCGACCCGCCCAACCUCCCUCCAAAGGGUGGCUCCGGAGACCUUCCCUCCGAAGAUGAUCUCAGCAAUCUGCCGUUAAAGACGCACUGGACGGAAGAGGAUAUCAAGCGCUCAUACAGCCUGUUGGAGGAUCUGACCGCGUGCAUUGAUACCUUGUACGAUCUGUCGCGUUCCCGCCGUAACAUGAGCAUGAGCAUGUCUUCAAGUGAGCAGACAGCCGCCAAGGUCAAGUCACGUUCGCAGGCCAGUUCAAAGCCCUCGAAACCGACGGGUGACUCGUUCCGUUCGCUCUCUGUCGACUCCAAGUCUCCGUCAGCAGCUCGAGAGCUUUACGAGAGUCCGGUGGAGUGGAAGGGGAAGGAUCAUUCCGAAUUCACGACAUUCAAAGAAUCCGCUCAGGUUGAACGUUCUCAACAAGAAGCACCUUCCGCCGUGAAGCGUCUCUUUAUCGACCGAUCGGCUUUGCAACUCUCGGGGGAUUCUCACGAGAAAAGUCCCCCUCCCUAUGAGCAGGUGGUCCCGUCUGCGAAUUCGCGGAUCAUUGGUCGAAUUCAAACCUCGGCGACCCCAUUUCUGACGGGACUGACCAAGGAGUCGACGAUUCCAAUCUUGGUCGAAUUUACUCCGAUGAUUCUCGAAAGUCAGAAUUCCAUCACAGUCCCGGCCGCAGAGCGGCUAGAGAAACUGCAUCGAUCUCUCGACCAGUUGGUCGAGAACUCGAGAGUUUCGCAUCUUGGACUGUUACGGUUCCUGGGCUAUUACAUCGACAUGCCCAAUGCUCGCUAUGCCUUUGUCUACCAGAUGCCGAUUGAUUAUUUCCCUUUCUUGAGCAACCCGAGCAAUCUUCUGCAGGAGCUGAGGCCGAAAACCUUGGUUUCUCUCUUUCACUCAGGUGACGAGCACCAGGACAUCCCGGUGCCCAGUUUGGAAAGUCGAUUCCGCUUGGCCUACAAUCUGCUUCUGGCGGUGCUGCACUUGCGGAGCCAGAAUAUCGUUCACGGAAACAUCAAUAGUAGCAAUAUCCUCAUCUUUCCAGGGUUGAAAAAUUCUAGCCAAGACGAGAUCGGUAGCCUGACCGAGGAUCUCCGCCAUCCGUACCUUACUUCGCUUGCUCAAUUUUCUGGCAAUGAACCGUCACCGGAGCCGCUGUCGGCGAGCAUGUACCGUCAUCCGGACGAUAAGAGGCAGCUCGAUGAUGAAGCCGCGUGGGCCUAUGAUCUCUAUUCCCUUGGCUUAGUCCUGCUGGAGAUUGGCCUGUGGACCCCAAUCAGCCGAUUGUGGAAAAUGAAAUACAACAACGCCAUGUUCAAGCAGAGGAUUGAAAACGUCUACAUCAAGAAGCUGGCGUCCAAGUGCGGGAAUGCCUAUCUUCACGUCGUGCAGCUGUGCCUCGACGCUCCGAAUUUCUUCCUUUCGACGGAACCGAUGGCGGACCUGAGCCUGAGGGUACCCCAGGUUUACACUUAUCCAGCCCUGGAAUUGGCCGAACCGGACAGCACCUUUGCAUUCUCGACCAACUUCCUCUUCACUCUGUCCAAAAUCAUUUGGCGCUGCUGUGCGAUCGAUAUAUUUUCCCCGCCCCCGGCCGAAGAUCUAGAUGACUGCCUCCCUCUAGCUCUCGGACAAGACCUGGAGACGGCAGUUCCAUCUUCUUCUGACUUCCGUCAAGUUGAAACCCCCGAAAUGUCCGUUGGGCCAAAUGCGGAGACACUUGGUGGCGUGAGAUUGUUGAGUGAGAGAACCGCUGCGGGCGAGAAGAAAGUGAAGAAACGGACAUUGAAAAAGCUGACAAACGUUGAGAUACCGCAAGAACAUCUCAACCAGUGGAACUUCUACAUGUUGCCCAAGUUGAGCAAACUUUUACAGAAGGUCCUGCGAGAUUCGUCAGAGUCAUGCAGCGCCACUUUGAUGAUGACAGGCGAGACGGCCGACACCGCUAAGACGACGAUCUGUGUGACUUGUUCCAGUGUCAAGAAGGUUCGGGCGGCCCUCAAGAAGUAUUUCGAAAUCGAUCCAGACUGGGAUUUGAUUGUCCUUCGGGGUGAUGUCACCCGAUCCAAGGUACCCAAAAAGAGGCGACGGAAGCCACAGACGACGGGACCUGUCAACUCAAAUGAGCCUGCUUUUUCGCAGCAGCCUAAUUUAAAUCCAUAUUACCAGCAGAAACCCCUCUGUGGAGCAUCUAUUGGCGCCUUUCGGAACGAGGAACAUCUCCCUCCGGUUUCUUAUGGCGGAGCCAUCUUGGUUGAUGGCAUGCCAUUCGGCAUGACUGUGCACCAUAUGCUCGAAGCCCCGAGCGACGACGAGGGCGAGGUGGAGGACGAAGAUGGUGAUGGUGGGGAUUAUCCACCGCGCUCAUCUGCGAACUGGGCCGGAGACAUGGGAAUGUCAUCAGCAGAUUUUUCGUACACCUGGUGCGGCGAUGACAUUCCGGAAACGCACUAUGAGUUUGAGAUCACCGAUGAUGAGGAUGCCCAGUCGGUCUCGCAGGACUUGGGGGAUUAUUGGCUCUCCGACGACGAGUCCUCGGAUGAUGAGGGGUUCGAUCCGAACGACCCUUAUGACGAGGAUGCCGCUUCAAUCGGGGACACAGCGGGAAUCAGCCCGGACGAAGAACCACGAUUGAUCGUCACGCAGCCGGCGAUCGAUGACGUGCAUGAAGACUUCUUCCCUAUCCUCGAAGAUCGAGAUGACGAGCAUCUGGCUUCCCACAGGCUUGGAUACGUCCACGCGUCGUCAGGUCUCCGGCGCUGGAUGCGGAAAGGGAUGAAGCAUGAAAUCGAUUGGGCUCUCAUCCAGUUGGAUGAGGAUCGGAUGGAUCCUCGCAACGUCAUUCUCAGUGGUGCUUCUUCUUCUCGAAACGGCUCCAGACAGCGACGGGGAGAGCGCGGCACCAACGACGCACCGAUUCAACUCAAUAAAGUCGCCAGACUGGAGGAAUUAGGGGGCUUGAAAGUCCAUUGCUGUGGGCGGACCAGUGGCCUGCAGAGUGGGCAGAUUUCGAAAGCGAUGACCCUGGUGAAACUGCGUGGACGACAGACCUUCUCGACCAGUUUCUGUGUUGACGGCAACUUCGGAGGUAAGCCACCAAAGUCUUGGAUUAUUCAUUAUUUUGUUACUGAUCGGGGUCGAAUUGCAGUUCCUGGUGAUUCUGGGGCAUGGGUGUUCGACAAAUCAACUGGACGAGUGUGUGGGCAUGUCCUGGCGUGGUCUGAGAAAAGCCGGACGGCGUACAUUGCUCCGAUGCAGGUGCUUCUCGAAGACAUCGCGCGCACCUUGGGUGCGUCGAAAGUGACACUACCGGGAUGCCAGGACGACAGUGUCACGGCGGCCGCGGCACCCCCGACGUCAGUCGAAGCUUAUGAUGCAAGAAGACAGCGUCACGAGCUGCCGAUCAUGACGGAGCAGUUUCCCGUCGACAUUGGCAGGCUGAAUCUGGGGGGUCUGGAUGAACGGCCGGGACUGAGCAGAAUGGUAGGGAGUGGACGGGGGAUUCGAGACGUGUCUGCGCCUUACCGGCCAGAGUUGUUGUCGUCUUUCAACGAGGUUCUAUCCAGUACCUUUCUUCUUAUGAAAUACCGCGCCAACGCAGACGCCCUGCGCCUAGACCAGGACAUUAACAACUCGGGGCAAACGACGCUGGUGUUGUUCGCGACAGUCCAGCGCGCCAUCGAGCAGUAUCGCAUCUUCAUCGACCAGCAGGAGGAGGACCCGACCCGACCCGGCAGGGUAGGGCAUCCCCAUCAUGAUCCGGCCGGACAUGGACAACAUGCCCUGACCGGUCUGUCGGACGUCGAGCGCUACGCCGUGGCGAUCCACUGGGUCGGCGCAGGCGCCAAUCUCCUCACGGGCUCGGACCUGACGCAGCUCGACACGCUGGGCCAGGAGCUCCUCUACGACCCGGAGGAGGUGCUCGCCAUCGCCGACUUCACGGCAACUUACCCCAUGCAGCCCAAGAAUCCGUUCAACGCCGCCAACCCGGGCGCGCAGGCCUCGUCGAAGCUGCAGGCGUGGAUCGCAGGACCAGACACGACCAACAACCAGAAGAACGCCGUCGUCGUGCUGGCCAACUACGGGCCCGACCAGGGCCUUUGCAAAGGCGGGUUUGGCACCAGCCUGGAGGGCGUGCAGCUGGUCAACAUCUCCCUGGCAGAUCUGGGCAUCGCGGAGGGCCAGCCCAAUGGCGCUCCUGGAUGGAAUGUGCGCCGAGUCUUGGGAGGAGGCGCUCGGGGGGGAUCAGACCAUGCGGAUCUGGGAGUCACCAGCACAUUUAUGGAGUGCAAUCUAGGGCUGGGGGAGAGUGCGCUGUACAAGCUGACAGCCAGCGGCGGCGGCAGUAGCAGCAGCAGAAGCAGUUAA
Molecule: messenger RNA, 4674 nt
Organism: Rasamsonia emersonii CBS 393.64
Lineage: Eukaryota; Fungi; Ascomycota; Eurotiomycetes; Eurotiales; Trichocomaceae
Product: HET-s/LopB domain protein
Exons: 4
Coding region: 1-4674 (1557 amino acids)
Source: RefSeq, a predicted model, not a curated record